Dendroctonus ponderosae (mountain pine beetle) is the source of this 1597-nucleotide messenger RNA. RefSeq lists its product as uncharacterized. The transcript has 6 exons. Lineage: Eukaryota; Metazoa; Arthropoda; Insecta; Coleoptera; Curculionidae. Bases 215 to 1012 code for a protein of 265 amino acids. The record is from RefSeq and is a predicted model, not a curated record.
UCAUGCGCGCUGAGCGGCCCUAAUGUAAAUAUCUGCUAUCCAGAGUUUUGUUUUCCUGCGUUUCCCAUCCAACUGAAUUUGCGCACUGCAGAAUACAAAGCAAAACAAUCAGACAAGUGCGCCAUGGUUUCGUUGAGUGAAUUGAACGUUUUAUGCGAUAAAGUGAGGUCAAUAUGGGGAAGUAUAAGAGAAACUAAAGCGUAAAUAUUGCCCAAUGCAUUUUUGGAUAAACAAAGGAAACCAGCAGGGGCAUUAUUGGCCGAGAAGUUGUCGUUUAGUUCGCCCCCCGCCUGAGGCUGUUGCAAAUUACCUUGCCAGGCAUCCCAGGGGAUUUUAUCCCAAACCCAUGGUAACACCAGUUCGUCGGUUCCAGUCGUUAGAAAGUGUGUCCAACAAUGGUCUGCGAUACAACAGGUCAUCUCCAGGCCAUCGCCCGAAUAGACAAGCCACUUCUAAUGCACACGUUGUUUAUUAUAAUACUUCACCUAAUGUACGGAUAGAAAGAGAGAUAUCUGUCGAUGUGGACCAUGAGGAAACGAAUGCACAAAAUCUCGAAAAUAUCGAAUUGGAAUUGUACAUUCACAAGUUUAAAUUAGCUUUAUUGGGAUUCGCAUUUUUGGCGAUAUGUGUCUUGUUUGGGGCCAACUAUUUAAGCACAGGGCAACUGUGGCGAUUAGGAGUGGAAACGCUGGUCGUCAUUUCCGUACUCUUAAUAGUACUACUUUUAGGAGCAAUUAUAAUCAUGUAUUUAGACGAAAGACAUAAUGCUAAUGUUGCGAUAGCCAAUCAGCAAAAUGCGGAACGCCGUAGUAUCCAGCUUGAGACGGAAUACGCAGAAGAGCAGGAACCACAGAGACCAACACAACUGUCCAUAGACGAUUCCGGUAUGCGUGAAAUGUCUCCGCCGCCAUAUCAUAUAGCGAUUAGAUUAACAAAUCAAACCGAGUUAGAAGAAAUUCAAAUCUACAAUGACCAGUCUCCUCCGCCGCCAUACGAAAAAGCCGUUACUUGACUCCAAUUCGUUGUAUAACUUAUUUUCUCUAAGAGCUUUAUCGAUAUAUAUAUUUUGAGACACUGUAUUUUGUUGUAUACAUUAAUGUCAUAAGUAAUAUGGUAACACCACAGAUAUAAUAAGAUCUAUUAUGCGUCUAUAUUAAUAUAAUCUAAGAAUCAAACAACCAAAAGUAAAAAACUGCUUUUAAAAAGACCUUGCAGAGUUGUAAAUAAGAAUAAAUAAUCGACUAUUAUUACAUGCCGAAAUAAAACAAACAAAAUAAGUUAAAGCUUAGACCAUCAGAAACACCUACAAAAUUAAUAAUCCAAACAUCAAUAAGUAAUAAGAGUAGAAUUAAUACUAAUAAAUAUUAAAAGACUUUUCUUCCUUCUUUCUGCCUUAAAAUAUUUCACGAAGAACUUCAGUUAUCUAUAUCAUGCAAUAAAAAUUAUUCAAUGCUCAGAUGACAUAUAAAUGGAUACCUGGAAACUCAUUCCCAUAAAGACUGUAUUGAUAUGCCAAAUAUUUUAGAAUAAAUGAUUCUUAUUUCUAUACUGUUUAUUUGAUAUGUAGAUAUAGAAGAAAUACAUACAAAUACUUAUG